UUUUCCUGUUUUCCAUCGUUUUUCCCCGUCGUGAGCAUCGUGCGUGCGUUCGUUUCGUGGAAAAAGUGGAUUUUUACCCUUGCGGGCUUAAAAUCAACCGCUCAACUCAAUUCAACGUGUUGCGAUAACACUUUGCUGUGUGAAUUACCCGCUGAAAAAGUCGCGUACAAACGUUCUCUCGAGUUUUUGCACCCGGAAAAGAAGCGAAGCAGACAACAAAAUGGUUGACAAAAUCGAAAUGAGCCUCGAUGAAAUCAUCAAAUCGCAAAAAUCGUCCCGCCCCCGUGGACCAGGAGGCCGAGGGGGACCCUCCCGACCUGCUGCAGGUCGACGCCCGGGAGGUGCCGGAACCGGUGGAUUCCGUUCCAGCCAACGAAAUGGAAGCGGUGGUGGUGGCGGCGGAGUCCUGAAAGGACGCAAUCGUGGCGGAAUUACCCGCGCACGCUACGGGCGGGGCGACGUGAACAGCGCAUGGAAGCACGAUAUGUAUGAGGGAGCGCGGGGCAAGAGCAGCCGUCUGCUGACGACGGCAGGAAUUGCCACUGGCGGACUUGGUGGCGGUAUUACCAAGCUGAUGGUUUCCAAUCUGGACUUUGGCGUCUCGGAAACUGACAUUAAUGAGCUGUUUGCGGAAUUCGGACCCCUUAAGAGUGCCUCUGUGCAUUACGAUCGUUCCGGACGUUCUCUGGGAACGGCCGAUGUCAUCUUUGAACGUAAAUCGGAUGCUAUCAAGGCGAUGAAGCAGUACAAUGGAGUGCCGCUUGAUGGGCGACCCAUGAGCAUUCAGCUGGCGACGUCGGAAAUUCCAUCGGCACGGCCACCACGUCCGGUGAUGUCUUCGGCGCCACCGGCGCGAUCAGCCCGUAAACCCGUCGGAUCACGGGUAGCAGGAAAACCACCAGCGGGACGUCGUCCAGGUGGUGGUGGUGGUCCGCGUGGACGGCAACCACGCGAGACAAAGACGGCCGAAGAGCUGGAUGCUGAACUAGACGCAUACACCAAAGAUAUGAAGUAAAAUUCUCUCGGAUAUAGUAGGCCAUCCACCGAUUCAGUCUCGUUCCCUGCACACGGCUUCUACUAAAUGUAUCUUAAAUGAAAGUUUCGUGAAUUACGAACACAAUGUGAGCUAGACGCGGACGCAGAGCGGCAAUUUUUCUUUUGACGGUGGAACGACGAACAGCAUUAUCAUUUCUCGUUCUGACCAGUACGCAGCCAGCAAUGUGUCGGGUCGCCGCGUCCCAUGGUACGCCCUGUUACGGGCAGUAUGUCAUAGUUUUAAUCGAAACGGUGGCUACUCGCCCCUCGAUACAGAGUGAGCCACCUUAUUACAAACUACUAUUAAUAUAACAAACAAAAAUGUAUAUAGAUCGUUAAAUACGAUAUGAUAACCGGAAAUCAACAAAACCUACGCGUCUACCUACCACUCCCGUCCCCUGUUCGCGUGACAGAUUGCGAAUCGACGGUCGCAAAAGAAAGACGGCGUUGUUGCCGUCGUCGGUUGGCGGAAAGACGCGUAAUUAGGCAUAAUUUAAGAAGCGGAUCGAGUAGCUCACGCGAAUAGAAGAGGUACAACACAUAACAACAACGAGAGCUCAGCAAAAUCCCCACUGGCUCGCGAUACAGCCUCCUUUUCUCUUUCUCUGACAUGUAAAUCCUAAUGCUUAGUUUAUAGCCUACUACUAUUGUAGCAGAAUACGUUAGGAGUGGGUGUCUACAGCCGGAACCUGCUGCGAUUAGAACAAUUAUUAUUUCUUUUUCUUUUCUUUUAUAACCUUCACUAAACAUGAUUGGCAAACGUGUGUUGGUUGAAGCGACUCGGAAUGGCGCUCAAAAAUGGAUUGCAUUUUACCUCACUACAAAUCGUCGUCGAUCAAGAGGUGGCAGAGAUGGAGAACUAGCUAACAGAAGGGAGAAACUAUUGCAGUGUGGAGCGUGAAUUAACGAAAUAAAUCAACGCAUCUCUUUAGUUUGUGUAAGUCAGCCAGCCAGAUUAGCACCGCAAACAGGUUGUAAGUAAAAAGAAAUCGGAAAAAGGAGCACGAGAAGUUCUGGAAGGGGGUUGAUAAAAAAAAGAACAAUAAAAUCGUUUUGGAUUUCUAGAA
Anopheles darlingi is the source of this 2102-nucleotide messenger RNA. RefSeq names its product THO complex subunit 4 (gene Ref1). Gene Ontology annotation, molecular function: mRNA binding. The coding region runs from base 221 to 1015 and encodes 264 amino acids. The transcript is spliced from 4 exons. Gene Ontology annotation, biological process: mRNA export from nucleus. The record is from RefSeq and is a predicted model, not a curated record. NCBI's taxonomy places the organism in Eukaryota, Metazoa, Arthropoda, Insecta, Diptera, Culicidae. Gene Ontology annotation, cellular component: nucleus.